Messenger RNA from Penaeus chinensis, 2304 nucleotides. RefSeq lists its product as uncharacterized. Bases 305 to 829 code for a protein of 174 amino acids. The record is from RefSeq and is a predicted model, not a curated record. Lineage: Eukaryota; Metazoa; Arthropoda; Malacostraca; Decapoda; Penaeidae. The transcript is spliced from 4 exons.
ACUACUGGCCAAAUCUCCAGGCGCGCCACAGUGCGAAGUGAACGCUACUCACGGGCCGAUCCAGCAAGAGACCGGGACUUAUGCGAACAACUCCGGUCUUGGUCUUCAUCUGUGGUUCAAGGCAGAUACAGCAGCUGAGGUCACACUUGUUAUAACGCACGGCCAGGAGCAUUCAGAGGAAACGUUUGAUAUUCACGGCGACAAAAUUGGCAGUUGGCACAAGUUAGUUGUGCAGUAUAACACGCAAUUCGGUUUAGAAUGGGCUGCGUUGGAAACAAGAAAAUAUGUAGAUAAAAACAAAUACAUGAAAAACUGGAAGGUGGCACUGAAGAGUAACGCCAUCGUUAUCUGGUCUACCUGUGACAUACGUGGGAUAUCAUCACAGCCAGAUCCAACGCAACGGUCUCAGACCUCCCCAGCACCAUGUCGAGGAGACGAGCAGACCAACCCCCAACCCUCCUCCUCCUCGUCUUCGCACGACAGCAAUCCCCAACAGAAAGAAUGCGGAGGAAACCAGGAUUCCUCCUUGCUGUACGCCGUGUACGGGAUGGCCAUUCUCUGCGCCUUGCUUUUACUCCUCAGCUUGGCUCUGUGCGUGAGAAUCUUCUCCGUAAUGAGAAUCAAAGCGUCAGUGGAAGGCUUGACCACAGCAACUUAUUCGGCCCCAAGGAAACCUAUCGACGACGACGCCAUCUACGAGGAGGUAAACGACAACAUUAUCAUGCGCUCGACCCCACUGCCAGCCCAGGACCAGAAGCAACACACCAGCGAAAGGCCUCAGUCAGAACACAACAGCGAGAAUAGUUUGUACGGAGCUAUGUCGCAGUAGGUCUCAAAAUGGGUGUUUGCGGUCUCGGUGGGAAGUGUCUGGACCGCGGUCUCGGUAGAAAGAAGCAAGGGCCUGUGCUAUUCGAUGUCUUGGAAGAAAGUGAGACGAAUUUGUACAGAUUGAUGUCUAUAUUUGUGUUCAUGUGUGUUAUGAUGCUGCUCUGGUCUACUGAUGUUAAUAAUGUAUUGUAAGACCGAUUUUACUAUUGUCAUUGUUAUUAUAUUUUAUAAUAAUAAUACUAAUAAAUAUAACAACAAUACUAAUAAUAAUGAUAGUAAUAGUAAUGAUAUAAUAAUCAUUAUUAUUAAUGAUAAUAAUAAUAAUAAUUAUUAUUAUCAUUAUGAUCCUAAUUCUUUUUCUUCGGCUUAAUCUCGUCCUUACACGGGGUCGUUAUUUUAGUCUGCUCCAUUCUUGCCUUUCUCAUCCUUGGUCACUUAUUCCCUUUUCUCUAAAAUUUCUUUGCCGGCAGUCUCUCCACCUCAUUCUUGGCCUUCCUCUUUCCCUUCUCCCUUUUACUGAUUAUUACUUUUAUUAUCCUCGUCAUCAUUAUGAGCACUAUUAUUAUAUUAUUAUAAUUAUGGAUAUUAUUAUUAUCAUUACCGUAACUAUAACUACUAUUUCUUUAUAACUACUAGUAUCAUUAUUGUUAUCAUUAUUAUUGUCAUCAUCAUCAUUACUAUUGUUAUCAUUGCUAUUAUUAUGAUUAUCAUUGUUAAUAUUUUCAUAAUUAUUGUGAUUGUUUAUUAUCACUGUUGCUAUAAUUAUUAUUAUCAUAAUUAUCAUUAUCAGUUCCUGUGUUACUACAAAUGUACGAUCAUAUAGCCCGGUGUUGCAAAUGCCAUAUUUUGGAGCAAGACUCCUUUCGAGGCUUAUCGGCCCUCUGGCAACCAAGCCGGGAGGCAGGGUGGCCGGAGGUGGCUCUGGAACCAAGGCUGAGUCUGGGUGGUUGGCACUUGGUUCUUGGUUUUAUCUGCGUCUGGAACUAGAUUUUACACUGGGACUAUCACCCUUUUGCUUACUCCUUGGCGCUCUGUUUGAGGACACCUGGAAAUCCUGAUCCAGAGUUUCCCUGUGGCCGGAUUCUAAUGAUUUAUUCGCAGGUAGUGAGAACCAAGAACUCUGCGAUUAGCUUAAAAGAUGCCGUGUGUCAUGUGGUUAUACCAUUCAAGAUGCGUGCUGUAAUAGAAGUAACACAGGGCUGGGUCUGGCUGAAACCCAGGCCUAAUGAGGGACAGAAUUUACAGUUAAUUUACUUAAUACGUUAUUUAAUUCUGGUGAUAAGUGGUCUGAUCAGGUGUACUUUCAAUAAAAAAAUAUAGGAUUUCAGUAGAUUGAUUUUCGGUUUGGUGCAAUGUUCUUUGUGUCAGCUGGCAAUCAAGCUAUGCACUAAGAAAUAUGAAUAUACCCACUGUAUGUUCUUUUUUGUGAAUAAAUGUGAUUAUCAUGCUUUAAUAAUAAUUAUCAUCACGCUUGUG